This is a messenger RNA of Cydia splendana, 2683 nucleotides long. RefSeq names its product histidine-rich glycoprotein-like. The record is from RefSeq and is a predicted model, not a curated record. The coding region runs from base 130 to 1194 and encodes 354 amino acids. The transcript is spliced from 4 exons. Lineage: Eukaryota; Metazoa; Arthropoda; Insecta; Lepidoptera; Tortricidae.
GACGACAGUGCAUCGCUGGCUUUGACCGCGCGCGCCCGCUUGAGCAAAUAUCAUUGUUUACUUAUUCUUAUUUGCAAUCUACCGACUUUGAAAGGUAUAAAAGAAAAAAAUACAACGCUUGCAGCAGUGAUGAAGUUACUUUGGUUGUUGUUAGUUGUUGCGGUGGCCGCUCAACUCGAUGAUAACAUCGAGGAGGAGGAGUUGGAAGAACCUUACAAUGAAGAAGAUUAUGAGCAUUCUAGAGACAAAAGAAACUAUGACGAACAUUCUAGAACCAGACGAGAUAUAGAAGAUGGCGAUCCUUAUGAAGAGAUUUUUAGAACGCGGCGGGAUAUUCAUGAACCGUUUGAAGAAGGUUCUAGACGUGAGAUGAAUGGCGAUUAUGAAGAGAAUCAUAGGACACGGCGUAAUGUGCACGAAGGUCCGUUUGAAGAGCAUAUAAGAGUGAAGAGAUGUACAUACGAAGAUGUCCCAUUAAGCCGCGUCCGUCGCUCAAUGCGAACUCCUCGCCAAGUCCAUCAAUAUGAAGUCCAUGAGUUUACAGAUGGGGAAAGUUAUCCUUCGCCUCCUUAUGAAGAAAUGUUAGCGGCUAGCGCUGAACAUUACCAUAAAGUUUACGCAGCUCCGAAUACGAGGCCAGAUAGUUCCAGUGGUUUCAAACAUGAUCACCAUGUAGACAAAGGUGCUAAGGGCUUCAAGACGGAUGAACUCCAUCGUAAAGAAUAUGAAGAAGCAGAAGGGAAGAAGAAGAAACAUCAUGAUAAGGCUGACCAUAAGGGCAGCCAUGAGGAGCAGGCUCAUGGACAUAAGGGGUCCAAGUUCGAUGAGAAGAAGGGGCAUAAAAAGGGACAUAAGACUAAAGGCUACCACAACAAAUACCACAAAGACGAGUUCCACAAAGAGCACAAGUUCUACGACGACUACCACAAGAGCGGGGAACACCAUCGAUACGGCAAAUUCAACGCGAAACACGCCAGCAAUGAGAGCGGGAAGAAGAAGGCACAUCAUGUGAAUGCGGGACAUGACUUCGUUGAGAGAGGGAAGAAGGGAUACAGCAACAAGGGCCACCUGGACGCGGACCACAAAGGCCACAACGGCAAGCAGGGCCACGAGGAACACCACGAGAAGCACUCCUCACACGGCAAGAAAGGGGGCAAAGAGGGGGGCUCGCACUGGAAAUAUGCCAAGAACUAAAACCUACAGCGAUGUGGCGGAAAUUCUUUUAAGUGCUUUAAAAUUUAUCGGAAAUUUGAAGAAAUUUUCAUUUUGGAAAAUUUCGUUGCCAAUGGAAUUUAAAAAGCACUUAGAAGAUUUUGCUAUUUUAGGAAGCUUUCGCCGGCGCAUCGGAAACCAUGCCAUGAUAUAGGGCUAUAUAGUUUUAAGGCAAAAAGACACCAGGAUGCGUGAUGGCUUCAGUUAUCUGCGUACGCUGAUUUUAAUGUGUGAAAUUUUAUGCAAUAUAUCACACCGCUUGAUGUGACAGCUGACAUAUAAUUUCUUAUACAUAUUAAAACUAGCUUCAUGUAAUGUAGCCUUCUCUGGAAGUUUUAUGUAAGGUUGUGACACCAAUUGCCAGUUGUUUUAUAAUAAUCAGUAUUAUAUGAGUUAAAUUUAGGGAUGUGAUAUUUUGUUGGGUAUACUUCCAAGUUUAUAAUUUUAUUAGAAGAUCUAUUGUUACUUUUUUCUGAGAAAAUAUUUAUAAAGAUUCUUUCUUCCACCUUCUAGGCUCAAACGCAUAGGUGGGUCAAAAUUAAUUUCGUUGUCUUGUUACCGACCACUCUGUCACGCUUCUAUUUUUGUCUUUAUACAAAUUAAAAAAAAGUUGAGCGCUAUUGCAUGUAUUUCUAGCUGUAGGUAGAUUAUAAUUCACUUGAGAAAAAUCAAAAACUAAACUUCACCUAACAAAAUUUCACCCCAUACAAGAGCUCCACUCCGUCACAUUUUUUGGGGACAAAAAAUAAAACAACGAAAAUAAUUUUAACCCACGUAUAACUAUAAGUACUAUGACUAAAUAUUGAAAUACGUGUCAAUUAAAAUAACAAACAAGUUAAAAUAACCAAUACCUAGUCGUACCAAAAAAACAAGAUUUGAUCGACGAUAAAAUAAACAGACAUCGAAACCCACUUAACGAUCAAUAGAAAAAGUGUAUCAAAUAGUUUAAGCGGUUAUAUCGAGUGACGCAACCGAAAGACCGAAACGAACUAUCGUCGCAACCUAAUUCGAAAAGUUACUUUGUUUCACUUAACUUUAACUUGGCAAAACUUAACCUUAGUACGCACACAUUAGAGUUCUUAUUUGUGUGAACGAAAUUACUUUAUACAGUAGAAACGCAUGAAAUCAGUCCGGCCCGUGUGAAAUUCAGUUCCGUGAGUUUAUUUAUUCUAUAGUAUAAAUUUUGUUAUUUCAUCGGGAAGUGAAAUUUUACUUAUUUAAGAUGCUGGCAAAAACUAAAUAUUUACUAUUAUAUGAUGACAAUGACAUACAUAGAUACCUACUAAUUUUAAACACAUACGUGGCUUUCUUUAUACUGAAUCAUAAGGUACUUUUUGAUGCCAUAAGGAAUAUUUCUAAAUGGGAAGCCAAUUAGUUACUCGAUUUUCUUUUAUAAAAUCGUUUUUAUCAUGGUACCUAUUAAUAUUUUUUAUCAAUUAUUUAACUCAUUUUCAUGGUUGUCAUCUUUAAU